CACCGGUAGCAUAGAUAGAGCUAAGGUUAGAAACAAUGCCUGCGUGGAGCCCAAGAAGUAGCCCAAGCUUACCCCUCUCAGAGGAGCAGCUGAGGGGUCUGCUGAAGAGAUAUGACAGCAACGGAGAUGGUCGGCUGAGCAAGAAUGAGCUGAAGACAGCCUUCCGUAGCUUAGGCCUUCGCUUCAGUAGUUGGCGAGCUGGAAGAGCCCUCCGCCAUGCAGAUGCCAAUGGAGAUGGAUUCAUCAGCGAUGAAGAGAUGAAUGAACUCGUCAGAUACGCCACCACCAGAUGGGGUUUUUAUAUUAGCUAGCUACAUAUUUUAUUUUAUUUAAUUAAUAUGUAAA
Theobroma umbraticum is the source of this 345-nucleotide messenger RNA. RefSeq names its product putative calcium-binding protein CML18. NCBI's taxonomy places the organism in Eukaryota, Viridiplantae, Streptophyta, Magnoliopsida, Malvales, Malvaceae. The record is from RefSeq and is a predicted model, not a curated record. Gene Ontology annotation, molecular function: calcium ion binding.